Molecule: messenger RNA, 963 nt
Organism: Penicillium cinerascens
Lineage: Eukaryota; Fungi; Ascomycota; Eurotiomycetes; Eurotiales; Aspergillaceae
Exons: 2
Coding region: 1-963 (320 amino acids)
Cellular component (GO): kinetochore; Mis6-Sim4 complex
Source: RefSeq, a predicted model, not a curated record
AUGAAUCAGUCCGCGCGCUAUCCCCCCGGAUCCCCCGACCCGGAGGAAGAGGAACAGGACAGCGCAAUCGCCUCAAUCCGCGCCGAGAUUCAAAAGCUUCAACGGCGCAAACGAACCUUCACAUCCAGCCUUCUCUCCGCCACGUCCGUCCAAAAGCUCCUCCGCAAACCACCAGCGGCCCUAACAUCCAUGACCGACGACCUCUCCCCCCUGGCACGCGCAGCCGGCAAACACUCCGACUCCAACCACUACCGGAUCGCCUUCGGUGCAACCGCAUUCCUGUUCAAAGACCCCUCACCGACCACAAAUGACAAUCUCCUCGGCGUGCGCCUCGACAUCUGCGCGCGUAAUGGCCGCUUCGCGAAGCCGUAUUACGUGCUCUUGAGACGGGAGCGCGUGCGUGGAAAGGACGAGAAGCGCUUGCGCGUUCACAGGCAUACGAUUCCUACGUUUAUUUCUAUUGCGAAGUUGGAAAAUGCAUUUUUGCCGUUCCCUGGCUCGAAGGUACAGAGGGGAGAGGAGAGUGAGGACGAGGACGCUGAGGCUUUGAAGCCUUGGAAGGGGCAUGGUGCGCGGAAGCAGGAUUUACGGGGCUUCGUGCGCGAGUUGAGACGUGAAUUGGCUGCGUGGCAUAUGAGGACUGACGCCGUUGAGUUCCUUCGUGAGAGAUUGGGUUUGGAUGAAGGGUCUCAGUCAGCUCCGGCCGAACGGUUGUCGCCUGUGACUGAUACAGGGGUUGUGUCUUUGGCGCCUACCGCUGUCGAGGCGCGAUAUGUACGGCUGGAGUGGGAGGACGGUCGUGUUGGACGGUUUAAGCUAUCUAAUUCCGGCCUUGUUGAGCGUGCAGUGGUCAUCGGCGACUCGGGCCGAGAUAAGCAGACGGAAGAUACAAUGACUGGCGGCGGAGGCAAAGUGGAAGGGCUGUUGGACCGGUUGCGAGAGCGUGGCCCGUCAACCGUGUGA